GCCGAGUCCUGGGCCCUGCCCACUUAGUCCCCUCCGGGAAUCGCUGUGAACUUCAGGUGUCCUUUCCUUGAGUUAUGGAUGUUCCCAUGAAGGGCCAAGUGUGUGUGGUGACUGGUGCCUCCAGGGGUAUUGGCCGUGGGAUUGCCUUGCAACUCUGCCAAGCAGGUGCUACAGUCUAUAUUACUGGCCGCCAUCUGGAGACACUUAAGGCUACAGCUCAGGAAGCACAGUCCCGUGGUGGCCGUUGUGUGCCUGUGGUGUGUGAUUCAAGCAAGGAAAGUGAAGUCAAAAGCCUUUUUGAACAAGUGGAUCAGGAACAGAAUGGGCGGCUGGAUGUGCUGGUCAACAAUGCCUUUGCUGGGGUCCAGACCAUCCUAAACAACAGUAAGUCCUUCUGGGAAGCCCCUGCCACCAUUUGGGAUGACAUAAACAACGCUGGACUCAGAGGCCACUACUUGUGUUCUGUGUAUGGGGCACGGCUGAUGGUACCUGCUGGCCGGGGGCUCAUUGUGGUCAUCUCCUCCCCUGGUGGACUUCAGUAUACGUUCAAUGUUGCCUAUGGUGUGGGCAAAGCUGCGUGUGACAGACUGGCUGCUGACUGUGCCCAUGAGCUGCAGCACCAUGGAGUCAGCUAUGUAUCUCUGUGGCCAGGGAUGGUGCAGACAGAACUGCUGAAAGAUUAUAUGACAAAGUGUGAGAGCCUUGAUGAUCCUAAGUUUAAAAAGUACCUACCACAUUUCUCAACAGCGGAAUCCACAGAAAUGAGUGGCAAAUGCGUGGUGGCUUUGGCAACAGACCCUAAUAUCCUGAGCUUGAGUGGGAAAGUGCUGCCAUCCUGUGACCUUGCUCGGCGCUAUGGCCUUCAGGAUGUGGAUGGACGCCCUGUCCAAGACUAUCUUUCUUUGAGCUCUGUUCUCUCACAAGUCACCAACCUGGGAUGGUUGGCCUCCUACUUGCCUGGCUUUCUCCGCACACCCAAGUGGAUUAUUACCCUCUACACCAGCAAGUUCUAACCCUCCCGAUCUAACAUCACAAACUUGUCUUAGCCUUUUCUAAAAGAGAAUGUCUCUGCUGGGCAUCCUUGGUGAAUCUGGGAGUCCUUGUAAGUCCUUUGUAUCUUGCUUUUCCUUGUCCAUACAUUUUACCUUUUGUCUCAAUAUUGAAAAAUAUAGACUAAUAAAAGUCUAGUUUCCUGAUUCA
Molecule: messenger RNA, 1200 nt
Organism: Dipodomys ordii (Ord's kangaroo rat)
Lineage: Eukaryota; Metazoa; Chordata; Mammalia; Rodentia; Heteromyidae
Gene: Dhrs1
Product: dehydrogenase/reductase (SDR family) member 1
Exons: 9
Coding region: 75-1013 (312 amino acids)
Source: RefSeq, a predicted model, not a curated record